Molecule: messenger RNA, 792 nt
Organism: Cladocopium goreaui
Lineage: Eukaryota; Dinophyceae; Suessiales; Symbiodiniaceae
Source: the annotation of a GenBank genome assembly
AUGUUCCAUUCGUGGAGAUAUCUCAAAUACCUGUGGAGCUUGCUUGCCCGGCACCUGGGGAGGUCGCGGGCCAAUGAACACAGGCACUGGAAGCUGGCGGAAAUACUGGUGGCAUGGUAUGGUGGUAUGGUGUCGGAGCAACCAUGUCACAGCAUGGCAACUUCAGUCAAGCUUCUGACCAACGUGAUUUUUCAGUCUGUGCGAAGCUGCAUGCUCGCGGCGCCAGUCUGUUUGUCUCAGACGGCUUGUGGAGUAAUCUAUCCUGGAGAGGAGCACUUGUGUUGUGAUAGGUGUGCACAGGUCUACAUCAAAUUCCCUGAUGGGAUAGGUAUCUAUGAAGUGCAGCAAUGCACUUCGCGGACCUGUGACCAGGCCACUUGCACCACAAUGGCUUCUUGGAUGCCCAACAUCUCGCAGACCACGGAGAAUGUGUCCUUCCGAUGCGUCACGGAAGGAGGCAGCGAUGCGAUCGAGCUUGUGGACAAUUGCGACCUGAUCACAGACCAGCUGUCUCCAUCGGCGCUCUGUGGCCACGUGGGCUUCGUUGCAACCAGUACCAUUUGGACCGCCCUAGGUGAUACUCCGGUGGACUGUGAGCUUUCGCCGAGCUGUCCUGAGAGCGUGUUGGAUACAACAAGGCCGGCACAAUCCUGCUGCUUCGGCACUCAUUGGUCCCUUCAGCUGAAUGCUCAGGGAGAGGACUGCGGACUAGAAUGGCCUCACGAAGACUCAGCAUGUUCAGCUGUGGUCAUCAUAUGUGUGACAUAUUGCCCGUUCUUGGUUCAUGGCUAG